Gastrolobium bilobum is the source of this 1697-nucleotide messenger RNA. RefSeq names its product DUF21 domain-containing protein At2g14520-like. The transcript has 11 exons. The record is from RefSeq and is a predicted model, not a curated record. Gene Ontology annotation, biological process: magnesium ion homeostasis. NCBI's taxonomy places the organism in Eukaryota, Viridiplantae, Streptophyta, Magnoliopsida, Fabales, Fabaceae. The coding region runs from base 151 to 1428 and encodes 425 amino acids. Gene Ontology annotation, cellular component: intracellular membrane-bounded organelle.
UCUUCACAUGCUUCUUCCACCGAAACUAUGGAGUUGCUCGAGCUCUGGUGGUUGUGCUUUCUCUGACUAAAAACCCUGACCUGAACCAACGAGUAUAAAGAAGUUAGAUAGCGAAAGUUAGAGAGAGAGUGUGUGUCUGUGUGUGUGUGAAUGGCGGUGGAGUAUUCAUGCUGCGGAUCGGAGUUCUUCGUGCACAUAGUCGUGAUCGUGUUUCUCGUGCUUUUUGCCGGAUUGAUGUCAGGCCUCACCUUGGGCCUCAUGUCCUUGAGCCUCGUUGAUCUCGAAGUUCUUGCUAAAUCUGGUACUCCUCAGGAUCGUAUACAUGCUGAGAAGAUAUUGCCUGUUGUCAGAAAUCAACAUUUAUUGCUUUGCACCCUACUAAUUUGCAAUGCUGCAUCCAUGGAGGCACUUCCUAUUUUUCUUGAUAGUCUUGUUACUGCAUGGGGUGCUAUCCUGAUUUCAGUGACAUUAAUUCUUCUGUUCGGUGAGAUUAUACCCCAAUCAGUUUGUUCUCGGUAUGGUUUAGCAAUUGGUGCAACAGUGGCUCCCUUUGUCCGCGUGCUUGUAUGGAUAUGUUAUCCAGUUGCUUUUCCAAUUAGCAAGUUGUUGGACUUUUUGCUGGGCCAUCGACAUGAAGCCCUUUUCCGCAGAGCUGAGUUGAAAACACUUGUAAAUUUGCAUGGCAAUGAGGCUGGAAAAGGUGGGGAGCUAACACAUGAUGAAACAACGAUCAUUGCUGGGGCACUUGAACUCAGUGAUAAGACAGCCAGUGAUGCCAUGAGUCCUAUAUCCGAAACAUUUGCCAUUGAUAUUAAUUCAAAGCUUGAUAGGGAACUGAUGAAUGAAAUAUUGGAGAAUGGACAUAGCAGAGUCCCAGUCUAUUAUGAGCAGCCAACAAACAUUAUCGGACUUGUACUGGUCAAGAAUUUAUUGACAAUUCAUCCAGAAGAUGAAACACCCGUGAAGAGUGUAACCAUACGAAGGAUUCCAAGGGUUCCAGAAAGUAUGCCACUUUAUGACAUUUUGAAUGAGUUUCAGAAGGGCCAUAGCCACAUGGCCGUCGUUGUAAGACAGUGUGACAAGACAAAGCAGCUCUCUUCCAAAAAUCAUGCAGAUGACUCGGUGAAAGAUGUGAAGGUGGAUAUUGAUGGUGAAAAGCCUCCCCAAGAGAAAGUUUUGAAACCCAAGAUGCCACUCCAUAAAUGGAAAAGCUUUCCAAAUACAAACAAGUCAAAUAGGGGUGGUUCUCGGAGCAGAAAAUGGUCAAAAAAUAUGUACUCGGAUAUUUUGGAGAUAGAUGGAAGUCCCCUUCCUAAGCUCCCUGAAGAAGAAGAAGCUGUUGGAAUAAUUACCAUGGAAGAUGUCAUUGAAGAGCUUUUGCAGGAGGAGAUCUUUGAUGAGACAGAUCAUCAAUUUGAAGACUCGUGACAAUGGCCUUUCCAUAGAACAGUCUAUGUUCACAUUCUUGUUUGGACUAUAUUAGAUUGUUAAUUAGAUAAUGCAGUUUAGGGUGAGAGAUGACUGGAACGUCAAGCUUGUAAUACUUUUACAUCAAACUCUCUUUUUUGAAAUGGGCAUCAAUGGGUCGCAAGGAUAUGAGGAAUGUUUAGCAAAUCUAGUGUUUUUUGAAUUAAACUAUAGCUACUUGGAUAUGGAUUGCAUAUAUGUAUCAUGAAAGAGUACUUAUAUUUAGUACG